GUUUAGGUGGUGAGGAGGCAGAGUCAAUGUACCUGUGCUGAACCUCACCAUGGAUGACUACCCCAUGUUCGGCCUCUUGGCCCUGUCUGUGAUAUGGGGGCGGCUGCUCCGUUUCCUUUUUCCAUUGGGCUUAGCCCGAAUUUUGGGGAUGCACGUUGUUAGCAGAUAUGGGGCAUCCACCCAGGCUGGCGGAGAAGAGAAGGGAGAAGGAGGCGAAGAAGAAGCAAAGGGAGGAGAAAUUGAAACCGACAAUGGAAGAAGAAAAUAGGAAGGAGGAGGAGGAAAUAGAACGACUAGAGAAAGACAUGAAGAGGAAAUUGGAGGAGGAAACAAAGGCAAGGGAAGAAGAAGAAGAAAAAGAAGAAGAAGAAGAAGACGAAGACGAUGAAGAAGAAGGGGGCUUGUCGAGGAGAGGAAGAGGAAGAAUGCAGGGAGAAGAUAAGCCUUCUAAGGCGGAAACUUGCUCAGGCGAGUCCAGUCAAUUGCAAUUCCAUCCGGUGGACACCGGCGAGUGGAUGGAUAAAUUCGGGUCCAAAGGAGAUGUGUUGGAGGAGGAGACUGAAGCUGAACGGGAAGAUAUUGCAACAAAGAUAAUGGCAGCUGUUGAUGACGAUGAUGAACGUGCCUUGCUGGUACAAGGGAGGGAAAGCAUCCUGAACUAGUGAUUGCUGACCAGAAGAAGGCAGGAGCUCGACGAGAACAAAAAAGGUUGACAGCA
Chara braunii is the source of this 718-nucleotide messenger RNA. The record is from the annotation of a GenBank genome assembly. NCBI's taxonomy places the organism in Eukaryota, Viridiplantae, Streptophyta, Charophyceae, Charales, Characeae.